CCAGUAUGACCAAUGACAACCAUCCGUCCCGGUUCGUCCAUGUGUUUCUGUUAAGAAAAAAACAAUAAAUUUGGGAGGACCUCGCGUUCCCCGCUGCUGCUUUGUAUGUUGGAUCUUCGUUCUUAUCAUCAUGUUAGCGCUAGGACCUCGUCGCACUGCCACAUACAUCAAUUUUCAAGACGGCUGGUGAUCCAUCGCUGCAGGUUUGCCGAGGCGAUUGGUGAAGCCCGUCGGCUUGUCUUUUUUCCCAAUCAAUUUCAGGCUUGGUGGGGUUUCUUUUUUUGCAGCAGCAGGCUGCUAGUCUUAGAUAUUGGGAUUGAUUGUCUGUCCGGACAGUAGGAUGUGUUUCGGUCUUAUUCGUGUAGAUUCAUUUGCCGCCAGACGACGCGCACUUUCUGCAUUGUCCGCGCUGCCCGCCCACUCCGGUCGCGAAGUUUUUGGACCACCUGCGCCAGCGUUCGAGGAGGAUGAUUUGGUUGUGAUGUUGGUGUCGUGCUUUCAGCAUCCCUUCCUUUACAUUUCGAUUUAGAAAUAGCUGUGUUGAGUUCUGUUGGUAUGACUUUUUUGUGUGCUUUCGCAGAGCCGCAUCCUCUGUGAUCCCGCCCUUCGUAUGUAUUUCCCAUAGCUGUCUCCGAGCCGCUUUUUUCGGAAACGCUAUGAUCGCUUGUUCUGCCAUCAUUUGUAUUCGUGGAGCCGCACCCUCCACUGCAUUGUGCCGGCGCCUCAUUGUACGAUGUGCGAGCUGGGUACUUUGCCUGGCACUUUUGUGAGAUUUGUAGAUCCCCGGAAACAUUUUUUUUUCGCUCACUUCGAUCAUGAUCUUCAGUAGGGUUCACGCAGUUCUGUUAUUUUCAAUUUUUCUACGACUUUCAUGUAUACACGCAGAGAUAGCUGGUACCCCUAUUUGGUAUCCUGUUUCUGGGGUACCCGGGAGCCGUUUCCUCCCUCGCUGGGUAUAAGCGAAUUCGCCCGUAAGGGUCCCGUCUAGGCGGUGUAAAAAAAAUCCUGGUCUGUGAAACGAAAACCACAGAAGACGUGAAUCUGAACCGACUUCGACCUCGAGCUAGGACAAUGGAAAAAGGUCAGGAAAGACCAAAUAGGAGGCGUUUAGUCCUGUCGUGUCGAAGAGUACGUGACUAGGAGACAGGCAAUAAUUUUGUCGCUGCUCCCGGUGUGCUUACAUUAUUUCUGGUCCGAUCGUAAACUUGAUUUUUUGGUGUAUGCGUAGUUCUAUGAAUAGGUGAUCUCUGAUGUGAACAGUUGCAGGUUCUCUUCAGAUCCGAUGCUAUGCGGGUGAGCCGAGGGAUCUCUUCUGGCUCAACAAGGUGUUAAUCAGCAGGAUCUGCAAGAUAUGGAAUGAAGAAAUUGAUUUCAGACUUACUACUGCAACCCUUCUGAAGAAGAGUCUUUUCACUGAAUUCGAUCGCGGAACAAGA
Messenger RNA from Amoebophrya sp. A120, 1436 nucleotides. The record is from the annotation of a GenBank genome assembly. NCBI's taxonomy places the organism in Eukaryota, Dinophyceae, Syndiniales, Amoebophryaceae.